ACAGGCGCUCACAAUGUAGGAAGCGCUCGCUUGAAAACAGAUUACCACCACACACACUGCUUGCCAGUGACUGAUAUUAUUUGCUUCCAUUUUCGGAGUGUUGAUGGUAAUCUGAUUAAUUUGAGGAAUUUUGGCUCUGAGCAUGGAGGGCUGCUAUCUCCCUGAAUACGAAAGGAUGGAAGCGUGGCUUGACGACCACUUGGAGUUCGCUCACUCCUACUUUGUCAGGAAGGCUACAAGGGAGAUGGUGAAUGCCUGGUUUGCUGAGCGAGUCCACUCCAUCCAGCCCUCCUCAUCAUCCUCCUCCUCCUCGUCAUCCUCCAAAGAAACCCUUACACCUCAGAGACCCACCCAGCCCUCAGACAGUCCCUGCCUAGCCUUCUCCCUGCCCCCUUCCCUGGGCCUGAACGACGGGCGCUCUCCCUCCCCGUCCCCCAGCCCUGCUCCUAGCACCCCCACCCGCAAGAUCUCUGCAUCUGAGUUUGACAGGCCACUGAGGCCCAUCGUGGUCAAGGACGCGGAAGGCUCACUAACCUUCCUCUGCGACGCCGAACCCGACCGAGGCGACAUCCGGACGCCCAUGCCCUUCAGAACCCAGCAGGGAGGGGUCGGGCUUGGCAUCCCUGCGGGGAUGAUGGACGAGGUGGACAGUGCCCGGGGGUUGGACCGCUGUGCCAGGCUGUUGGAGUUGGUGAAGGAUGUGUCGAGUCACUUGGACGUGACGGCUCUGUGCCACAAGAUCUUUCUGCACAUCAACGAGCUGAUUGCUGCCGACCGCUACUCCCUCUUCCUGGUGGGCGAGGACAGCUCCAACAGGAAGUUCCUGGUGAGCAGGCUGUUUGAUGUGGCCGAGGGCUCCACACUGGAGGAGGUGUCCAAUAGCUGCAUCCGCCUGGAGUGGAACAAGGGAAUUGUGGGUCACGUGGCGGCCACGGGCCAGCCCCUCAACAUCAAGAAUGCUUACGAGGACCCCAGGUUCAAUGCAGAGGUGGAUCAGAUUACAGGCUACAAGACCCAGAGCAUCCUGUGUCUGCCCAUCAAGAACCAUAGAGAAGAGGUGGUAGGAGUGGCUCAGGCCAUCAACAAGAAGUGUGGAGAGAACGGUACUUUCACUGAACAGGAUGAAAAGGACUUCUCUGCCUACCUGGCCUUCUCCGGGAUCGUCCUACACAACGCCCAGCUCUACGAGACGUCCCAGCUGGAAAACCGACGCAAUCAGGUGCUGUUGGACCUGGCCAGUCUGAUCUUGGAGGAGCAGCAGUCUCUCGAGGUGUUACUGAGGAAGAUAGCAGGCACCAUCCUCUCCUUUAUGCAGGCCCAGGGCUGCACUGUCUUCAUAGCUGAUGGAGACUCUAUGAACUCCUUCUCCAGCGUGUUUCACAUGGAAUACGAGGAGCUGGGAGAGGCCAUAGACGUCCCCAAAAGGGACUGUGACGUGAGUCAGAUAAACUACAUGUAUGCCCAGUACGUGAAGAACACCAUGGAACCUCUGAACAUCUCUGACGUCACCAAAGACCAACGCUUUCCAUGGAUGAGUGAAAACCCAGAGCACCCCAGUAACCAGAUCAAGAGUUUGCUCUGUACUCCUAUCAGGAACGGGAAGAAGGAUAAAGUAAUAGGUGUGUGUCAGUUGGUGAACAAGAUGGAUGAGGCAUCAGGGAAGGUGAAGUCCUUCAACCGAAACGAUGAACAGUUCCUGGAGGCCUUCGCCAUCUUCUGUGGACUGGGUAUACAGAACACCCAGAUGUAUGAAACAGUGGAGAGAGCCAUGGCCAAACAGGAGGUCACAUUGGAGGUCCUCUCGUAUCACGCCUCUGCUGCAGAGGAAGAGACACGGGCGCUGCAGGUAACCGCGGCAGCCACUGUUCCGUCAGCCCAGUCUCUGCGCCUGAUGGAGUUCAGCUUCAGUGACUUUGAGCUGUCCGACGCUGAGACCACUCAGGCCACCAUACGCAUGUUUGUAGACCUCAACCUGGUCCAGAACUUCCAGAUGAAAUACAAGAGUCUGUGCCAGUGGAUCCUGAGCGUAAAGAAGAACUAUAGGAAGAACGUGGCCUACCACAACUGGAGACACGCUUUCAACACCUCCCAGUGCAUGUUCGCCCUGUUCAAAUCUGGCCAGUUACAGAGUAAUAUGAGUGAGCUGGAGAUCCUGGCCUUGAUGAUCGCCACCCUGAGUCACGACCUGGACCACAGAGGAGUCAACAACUCCUACAUACAAAGGAGUGACCACCCCCUGGCCCAGCUCUACUGCCACUCCACCAUGGAGCACCACCACUUUGACCAGUGUCUCAUGAUCCUCAACAGCCCAGGGAAUCAGAUUCUGAGCAGUCUGUCUCUGGAUGAGUACAAGGCCACUCUGAAGAUGAUCGAGAGGGCUAUUCUGGCAACGGACCUGGCUCUGUACAUGAAGAGGAGAGGAGAGUUCUUUGAGCUGACCAAGAACAGCCAGUUUGUCUGGGACGAUGACUACCAUAAAGACUUACUGAGGUCAAUGCUGAUGACCGCAUGUGAUAUUUCUGCCAUUACCAAGCCUUGGCCAAUACAGAAGAGGAUAGCUGAGCUAGUGGCUACAGAGUUCUUUGAGCAAGGGGACAAGGAGAGACAAGAACUCAACAUUGAGCCAAUAGAUCUGAUGAAUCGGGAAAAGCGGGAUAAGAUUCCGAGCAUGCAGGUAUCGUUCAUCGAUGCCAUCUGUACACAGUUGUAUGAGACCCUGGCUGGUAUGUCUGAGUCCUGUUCGCCACUACUCGAGGGCUGCCAGAAGAACAGGCAGAAUUGGAAGAUUCUGGCCGAACAGGGCGACAAAGGUUUCUUCAACGGAGUGGUAUAGAAGUGGUCAACGUCCCUUCUCCAUCCCCACCAUCACUCCAUCCCUACACCACCCCACCCCCGAGCAGACGACAUCAACACUAAGCUAUAUUUAUAACCAUAGUCUUUUUUUUCUUCUUUUUUUGUUGUUGUUGUUGCACAAAGUCCUCUCCCUACACGAAGGAAGUCUCACUACGGUAUAUCCCUGAGUCUGAGGAAGUGAAGUAGACUGAACAGGAGAGGUUUGCGUGUGCACGGCUACUAUCGGGCCUACUGAGCUCCAAGGAAUCAAUACGACACCGUAGUAUUGUGGACAGAGCCGGGUUCAAGCAGUAUUUGCAAUCUCUCAAAUAACUUGAGCUUGCGGGGCAGGAUUUGUACAAUGGACUAUUCCAAUGGUGCCACUGCACCAGGAGAGCGCCAUUAAAAGACUACAAAUACUAUUUGAACCCAGGUCUUAGUACAAAUACAACUUUACUUUCUACACACCGUACAGCACCACAGUAGGAAGCUUGUUUUGUAACACCAGGGUGCAGGCACACACCACAAAGGUUUUGAGAGAACGUACAUUUUUGUAACAUUGUCACUCGUUAUAACCAUUGCAUAUUUAUGUUUUAUAUAUUUAUUAGUUUUCUAUACUGUAUCGUCAGUUUCGUGUUGAGAACACACACACACGUCUUUAUAAAACAAUGUAUGUUUUAUUACCAAACGAUCCAAAUGUCUCUGCUUUGAAAAGUUCACUCGACCAUCCAUUCAUGUGUGUAUUUCUAGGGUUGUAAUUAUUUUAACUUUGCAAAUUGUAAAGGAGCCAAAGACUAGACACGUGGUCUAGAAGAUUCCACUGCCUUCCUGUGACAUGAUAGGUAUGAGGUCCAAUUUAUGAGGUCCAAUUUCACAAGAACCUACUUGUAUGUAGACACUUGUUGGCCCUCAUUAUGGACCAGCCCAGCAGGUGGUCAUUUAAAAAAAAACAUGUUGAAUGUGAGGCUGGGGUGUCUCGUUGAAAGCAGAGCUUGACAGUCAGAAGCCCAAAAUCUAUUUGCAAUAUUGUCAGUCUACCUUGAGGUAAUUUGUAUUUAUAGUGGAAGAUUUGAAAAUGGCAUUAUAGAAUUGUUUUUACAUUUCUUCCAAUACAGGGAAUGACAGGACUGAAUAACCACCCACUCUUUCAAUCGGAAAAUGACUCGUCUUUCUCUAAACUUUCUGCCUCCAACAUUUACACAAUAUACUAUAGUACUUUUCAGGUAGAGAAAUGUGAACUGCAUCACUGUCAUUCACAGGAGAAACUCAUCCAAAUGUUACUUAACCAUGUACUAACUUGCAGCACUUAUCUGUGUAGACGUGCGUGGUCACUCCGAGGACCACAGUUGUUACUGUGGUUGUAUUUUGUACUUGAAGUUUCCAGAAAUACCAUUGUUCCUGAAUUUGUGCUUAAAAAAAAAAAGAAAAAAGAAGGAGAGUUGCUUUUCUUUUUUCAAUUGCACACAGCUUUGGUCUCCGAUUGGUAUUUCUAGAAAAGAUGUGUUACUUCACCAAUGAUAGACCUGUGUGUUGCAAUGUGAAGUUACAGAAUUCUACAAAAGGUGGCUAUGUGCAGUCACAGGACAGCAGCCCUGUGGGUUAUUAGUGGAGGCUGAGGUAAUACGAUGUGUAUCGCGGUUCCGUGUGAAGGGGUUUCCCCGUCCUGCUCGUCGACUCUGAAGAACACUGAGACAAGUUGAAUGGUACAUCCCAUUAAAAGGAUACUGCUUAUUUUCUGUGUGC
Messenger RNA from Oncorhynchus gorbuscha (pink salmon), 4575 nucleotides. It is a transcript of the gene pde5ab, whose product is annotated as phosphodiesterase 5A, cGMP-specific, b. The transcript has 22 exons. The record is from RefSeq and is a predicted model, not a curated record. NCBI's taxonomy places the organism in Eukaryota, Metazoa, Chordata, Actinopteri, Salmoniformes, Salmonidae. Gene Ontology annotation, biological process: signal transduction. The coding region runs from base 143 to 2833 and encodes 896 amino acids. Gene Ontology annotation, molecular function: protein binding; 3',5'-cyclic-GMP phosphodiesterase activity.